AUGGCGAGGCUCCUGUUCUUGGUUCCCAAGCUGGGAAGCUCGAGACCGACGCCAGGCCGGUCGUGGCCAUGGAUCUGCAUCUCCUUCGUCCUCGGCCGAGACCAGAUCAAAAGUCUAAAGCAACUGGUGGUGGCCCAGAUCGAGGAAGGCAAGACCGAGUCGUUCCAUUGCUCCACGAUCGUCGUCUCGUACGCCUACGUGUGGCCGUGCCUGGUCCCAGCGCAGGGCGUUGACCGUGACAAGACUGCGCACUUGGCAUUCGCCGUCGACUGCAGGGGACGGCUGAGUCUUCCGCUACCGGCGGGGUACUUUGGGAGCUGCGUCGGUUCGUGCUACGUGGAGGUGGGGUCGGGCGAUACCGCCGGAGGAGACGACGACGGGUUCCUGGCGGCCUGUGAGGCCACCGGGAGGACCAUCGUGCGGCUCAAAGAGGGGUUGUUCGACGGCGCGGGGAGGUGGUUGGAGAAAAUGUCGUAUGUGCUGGCGAAUCGAGCCGUGAGCGUGGCAGGAUCGCCAAAGUUGAAGGUGUACGGGGUUGAUUUCGGGUGGGGGAGGCCAGAGAAGUUAGAGAUGACCUCCAUCAGGACCACCGGGGCAGAGAGCCCGGUGGGAGAAGAUCGGAUUUGUGUUGCCCAAGAAUGA
Musa acuminata subsp. malaccensis (wild Malaysian banana) is the source of this 642-nucleotide messenger RNA. Its product is annotated as anthocyanin 5-aromatic acyltransferase-like. NCBI's taxonomy places the organism in Eukaryota, Viridiplantae, Streptophyta, Magnoliopsida, Zingiberales, Musaceae. The record is from RefSeq and is a predicted model, not a curated record.